Molecule: messenger RNA, 480 nt
Organism: Colletotrichum chrysophilum
Lineage: Eukaryota; Fungi; Ascomycota; Sordariomycetes; Glomerellales; Glomerellaceae
Exons: 2
Coding region: 1-480 (159 amino acids)
Molecular function (GO): protein binding
Source: RefSeq, a predicted model, not a curated record
AUGCAGAAGUCUUUGCCGCCUCUGGACGCCGCAUGGGACCCGACCCUGCAGACCGACGACGGAGAGGAAUAUUGCUGGACGCCGUUGCAGCUUGCCGCCAGAGGCGGAGAACUGGGUAACAUGCGGGAAAUUAUUGCCGCCGACCCGAAGGCCGUUAAAGACCCCCCGAGCGGCUACUACGGACAGACAGCCAUCCAGCCUGCAUGCAUGCAUGGCCACGAACAGGCGGUGCAGAUGCUGGUCGACGCCGGGGCCGAUAUCCGCUUCUGCGGAGGCAACAACUUCCAAAGGAAUGCUUUGCAGAUAGCCUGCGGGCAUGGAAACAAGAAGGUCGUCAACAUUCUACUCAGUGCGGGGGCCAAGGUCAACGAGGUGUUGUCAGAGCCUGCGCAUCCGGCACACGGGUCACCAGCGUCAUCAGUUGUCGUGACCCGGCAGCAGCGGAGCGAGGACAUGAGCAUCUGGUCAGGCGACUACUGA